Molecule: messenger RNA, 3087 nt
Organism: Glarea lozoyensis ATCC 20868
Lineage: Eukaryota; Fungi; Ascomycota; Leotiomycetes; Helotiales; Helotiaceae
Exons: 4
Coding region: 1-3087 (1028 amino acids)
Source: RefSeq, a predicted model, not a curated record
AUGUCGGCUCCAUUUGGUACUGGUAACCAUGCAUUGCAGGAUUAUCAAAUGCAGCUUAAACUCCUAGAGCAACAAAACAAAAAGAGAUCGAUGAUGGCACGUCAAGGACAAGACGACAUGACUCUCCAUCGAAACGAUAGAUCUCUACUUGAACCACGAGUUCCUCAUAGACCGCAAAGUCAUCUUCGUCACGGAUUGCCCACUCCCCGCUCAUCUCCAACAAAUCGGAACGUUCUGACGCCCUCAAAUUGUCCCUCACCCGAGGCCAGUAUGAGCAAUGUACCUGCCAUGGAUCCAAGUCUUACGGGGCAGAUAUACAAUGCUCCUUCCUGUCAACCAUCUACGGAAGUCAGCAAUCCCCCUCCACAUGUACAUUAUGAGCCCUUCCACUGUUCGACUAACACAUACACACCACGAUCGGAAUACUCAUUUGAGUAUCAGGAAUACCAAUACUCUCAGAACCCUCAAACAAAACCAUUUCUAACCGCCAACGUCUUAGGAUCCCAUGCCUUCACGCCUGUAACUAUAGUUCCGGAGGUAUCUGCCAGCUCGGAGCCUAACUUAGGGUAUCCGUUCAACCAAUUCGAUCUUUUUGGAUCCAUGGAAUUGAUAAAACCGGCAGGGAGACCGAUGGAAUUGUCGUCUUCGAACGGAUCGUCGAAUUCGAUAGACUCGACGGACUCAGGGGAAUCGAGCGAAUCAAUGAUUUCGAUACAAUCGACGGGUUCAUUGGAAUCGAUGGAUUCUUCCAAAACAUAUGACACCCUGGAUCUUGAGGUACUGACUCCCGGGGGUCAGUGGGACGAGCUGCCGGGAUUGGAGAACUCUUCGGGAUUCGAAUCAAAUUUUACGGCGUCUACGGACUAUGACUUCAACUCUGACAACUCUUUUUUCGCUAAGCCAGAUUUUGUGAAGAAUUUCUUAACUGGCUAUAACGAAACUUGUCCGUGGCCACUACUUGCCACAAAUGAGGAUCUAUAUCUUUCAACGACAACCAGCAGUGAAUCCAACCUCAACUACCUGCCGACUCAGGUGCUUAAAGAUAGAAAACUGGACACAAAUACCAAGCUUUACCCAGUAGAGCCAGCCGAAACCCCUCCCAAGAAAACUUUAAGAUCCUCAGGUUUAUCAGAUGUUCUCCAAGAGUGUGAGCAAGGUGGUUAUCAGCCCAAGUCUUUAGCGAAUGAGAAUGGAACGGAACGUCGAGAUCAUCAAGUCGCCGUGUCUCAAAGCUUUGGCUUUGCAUCUAAGCGCCACUGCAAUGAAGAUAUAAUGAGCAGCAUUGAGGCACUACCUUUGCCAUGCGCCACCAAGUCAGUCAUCAAUACAUCACCAAGACAAAAUCUUACCCAUGAUCAGCGACAACCAUCCAGUCCCUCCCCAUUUUUCGGUUCUAGCUCCGAAACAUGUUCCUGGUUCUCAGAUAAUGAGACAGACUGGGGAGAUGACGAAUCCGACGAUGCGCAUCAGACUAUUGGUGCACGUGUUAUUGAAGGGAGUAAUAUAUCGGGUGAACAGGAACUCCCAACCCUUGUUGCAAGGCCGAUUUUAUCAAAAAUGAAACAGGAAUUGGUUGACCGUAUUAUGGUGGAGUUCUGGCAAAUAUUCAACCAAGAAAAGGCAAACGACAUAUAUGAAAAUACCAUCUCACGAAGUUCUUCUUCGCAACAGCGCCAGGCACAACAUACAACUCAUGGGGACCAACAGAACACAGCACCGGCUUCAAAGUCUAGCAUUCAACCUGAUGUGCAGGUUAAUGGAACCCGUCCCACUGCUGGCCAAAACAGGAAGAGGGAACGUCAAAGACAAGAUGAGGAUGAGAAUGAUGAAAGCGAGAAGCGAAACCCAAAGAGGCCCAAAGGUCUGUUAUCACCUCCUCGAAGUCAAGACGACACCAGCAAGUUCGCAUGUCCAUAUCGAAAGCAUGAUGCCAAAAGAUAUUGCGUUCGACACUGGCGCUCUUGUGCCCUAACUCCCCUAGAGACAGUCGCUCGAGUGAAGGGACAUCUGUACCGACACCAUCGGAUAUUUCCAUGCCAGAGAUGCAAAAAGGUCUUCAACGAUCAGCAAGGGGUGAACGACCAUCUUAUGGAGCCUGAAGGUUGUAAGCUUCUUGACGUUGUGCAACAGGAUGGAAUUACAACUGAGAUGGUGGAAAGAUUGAGGAGUAAGAAGAAGGCGCACCGGGACCAGUCUGAAGAAGACAGAUGGAAAGAGAUUUACGAGAUCCUUUUUCCUGGGGAAUUGGUACCUAGUCCUUUCUUCGAAGAAAUCCAGGAGGAUGUGAUUCAGUCGCCCGACUCUCGGGAUCUUGCGGACUACGAAGAAUACUGUCGUCGAGAACUACCACGGGUCUUUAGAGCCUCACUAGAAGAAAUUGUGAACAGCAAUACACAACCUCUCGAGGAACAACUUAGGAGCCAGUUAAUGGACUUAAUUCGCGAUGCCCAAGAUCGAGUUUUCUCAAGGUACAGAUCUUCCUCAACAACUACAGGGACAUCUGCAAGAGGCGCUCUAAGUUCAAGCCCGCAAACAAAUACAUCCUCUUCUUCAUCGCAAGGCUUUGCAACAUCACCUCUAAGGAGCGAGCCAACAACAAUCGCCAGCUUAGAGGGUCGAAGCCAAGCUCGACUGCCUUCUUUCUGCCAACCACCCUCUCCUAAAACUCACCUUGAGUCUGGCUUGGAUAUAUCAGAUCCAAAUAUAACACCUUCAAAGCCUGACCGCAAUGAUCGAUCGGAUUCUGGAUACGACAGUAGCCCGUUAGUCAUGCCAUCUACAUUGCCCUUAACACCUGGCGAGUCCAGUGUUAAUACCUCUGCCUCGAGCUCUCAAAUUUCGCUUCCAUCACAGUGGAGCCAAGAAACAACUGGUCAUGCCCACAUAGAUACCGUUCUAACGCAAACAAAACUAGACUCAAAUUCAGAGGCAAUCACUAGUGCUGAAGACGAUCAUCUGAACUCUGAACCCUACCUUUCGCAAAACACCAUUGAUUUCGAGCUCGAUUAUGCUGAUCUUUCGAACUUUGAUAUGAACGGCGAGUUUGGAAAUUGUGAUUUCUCUCAGAAUCUAGAGGGGUUUCUUUAG